Messenger RNA from Penicillium pulvis, 1050 nucleotides. It is a transcript of the gene aah1, whose product is annotated as adenosine deaminase. NCBI's taxonomy places the organism in Eukaryota, Fungi, Ascomycota, Eurotiomycetes, Eurotiales, Aspergillaceae. Gene Ontology annotation, cellular component: cytosol; nucleus. The record is from RefSeq and is a predicted model, not a curated record. Gene Ontology annotation, biological process: purine ribonucleoside monophosphate biosynthetic process; hypoxanthine salvage; adenine catabolic process. The coding region runs from base 1 to 1050 and encodes 349 amino acids. Gene Ontology annotation, molecular function: adenine deaminase activity. The transcript has a single exon.
AUGUGUCAACACCCUCUCCACGAGUUCAUCGCAGGUCUCCCAAAGUGCGAGCACCACGUCCACUUGGAGGGCUGCCUAACACCCGAGCUGAUCUUCCAACUCGCGGCACGAAAUGGAGUGACCCUGCCUACCGACGACCCUGCAUUCACCUCCAUUGAGACUCUAGCAGAGCGCUACGAGCGUUUCACCUCGCUAGAUGAUUUCCUCCACUACUACUUCCACGGUAUGGCCGUGCUCCAAAAGGAGAGCGAUUUCGCCGAUCUGGCCUGGGCCUACUUCCUGAAGGCCCAUUCGGACGGUGUGCACCAUGCCGAAGUCUUCUUCGACCCGCAAGUCCACCAGGACCGCGGAAUUCCCUACGAGACUAUCGUGGCCGGAUUCUCAGAGGGCUGCAAGCGCGCCGAGCGCGAGUUGGGCCUGAGCACUAAGCUCAUUCUCUGCUUCUUGCGCCAUCUGCCCGUUGAAUCAGCUAAUGAGCUUUACAAGAAGUUCCUUGCCUCUGGCGACUAUGAGAAGGGUACUAUCCAUGGUCUUGGAUGGUCUUCUUCGGAGGUUGGGCCUCCUAAGGAUAUGUUCCGGGAGAUUUACGCUUCGGCUAGAGAAAAGGAUAUUCGGCUUACUGCCCAUGCUGGUGAGGAAGGUGACUCGACUUACAUCAGCACGGCAUUGGAGCUUGGUGCGACCCGUAUUGACCACGGUAUCAACUUGGUUCAGGACCCCGAGUUGAUGCAGCGGUGUGCGCGCGAGAAUAUUCUUAUGACUGUUUGUCCGGUGUCGAAUGUUAAGCUGCAGUGCGUGAAGUCUGUGGCUGAGGUGCCGAUUCGCAAGUUCUUGGAGGCUGGUGUUAAGUUCUCCAUCAACAGUGAUGACCCGGCUUACUUUGGGGCUUAUAUAUUGGACAAUUACUGUGCUGUGCAAGAGGCGCAUAAUCUUUCUAUUAUGGAGUGGAGGAUCGUCGCGGAGAAUUCCGUGCAGGAGAGCUGGAUUUCGAAUGAGAGGAAGGCGGAGUUGUUGGAGCGCAUUGAGGUGCAUGUCAAGAAGUACCUGUAG